Xenopus tropicalis (tropical clawed frog) is the source of this 1007-nucleotide messenger RNA. RefSeq names its product NFKB inhibitor interacting Ras-like 1 (gene nkiras1). The coding region runs from base 274 to 852 and encodes 192 amino acids. The transcript is spliced from 3 exons. Gene Ontology annotation, molecular function: GTP binding; GTPase activity. Lineage: Eukaryota; Metazoa; Chordata; Amphibia; Anura; Pipidae. Gene Ontology annotation, biological process: negative regulation of canonical NF-kappaB signal transduction. The record is from RefSeq and is a predicted model, not a curated record.
CCUGUUUUAAAAAUUCCUAUUGAUGUGUGGCUGCAGAGACAUCAGCAUAGCAUGCACAGGUGCUUGGGAUUUGAAGAGGAUGAGAAUAUAGUGUUUAUGGUUUCUUCUUCCAAGUGGAUAUUAAAAGGUGGAACGAUAAGCUACUGAAUAGAACCCUCAGCAAAACUAGUGCUAAUCCUUAAAGCCCAGGUGUGUUGCACAACUGAAUUUUACCACAGAUCAGAGGAUUAAUAGUCAGACUGAAUAGUGUUUUGUAGAAUUUUCUCAUUUACAAUGGGGAAAGGCAGCAAAGUUGUAGUUUGUGGGUUUGCGGCAGUUGGUAAAACAGCAAUCCUGGAACAGCUGCUAUAUGGAAACUACAAAUUAGGUCUGGAAACUAUUGAAACCCUGGAAGAUGUUUAUAUUGCUACAGUGGAAACAGACCGUGGAGUAAAGGAACAGUUGCGCCUUUAUGAUACCCAGGGACUGCAAGAAGACACUGAAUUGCCGAAACACUACUUUUCAUUUGCUGAUGGCUUUAUUCUUGUCUACAGUAUCAACUGUCUAGAGUCAUUCAAGAGAGUUGAACUGCUAAAGAAAGAAGUGGACAAAUUCAGAGACAAGAAAGAGGUGGUAAUUAUUGUUUUGGGGAACAAAAUGGAUCUUGCAGGACAGCGACAAGUGGACACGGACAUGGCACAGCAAUGGGCGAAAAGUGAAAGAAUUAAAUUAUGGGAGGUGUCUGUAACAGACAGGAAGACACUGACAGAACCAUUUACACUGCUGGCUAGUAAGCUAAAUCAGCUGCAAUCGAAACCUACUUUUCCUUUGCCUGGGAGAAAAAGCAAAGGCACUCCAUCUUCUGAUAACUGAAUAGGCAUCAUGUUGUCGGCCCCAUGCAAAUAAGUGUUAUGGCAGACACUGACCAUUUGUUAAUUUGUAUUUUGCCUGUAUAUUCUAGUGUUGGUUUGAUUGAUGUCUGCCUGAUCACUUUAGUUAUUAAAAACACUUACUAUUUUCCCAGUUCA